GUUGGGGGCAGAGAAAAAAAAGCAUGGUACAACUGACGUGUCCUAAUAAGAAACAACGUGGCAAUACGGCAGUGCAACGAGCCAGCUUACGUCCGUGCGGUUCUCACUGAAACCGCUCGUUCUCGCGCGUCUCUCCCGCAGGUUGACGCUCGCGAUGCUCGCGCGAGGCGCGGACAAGGUGGGCGAAUCGACGUGACGGGUACCGCUGUUCCGAUCUCCGCUGGGCUAUCCGGCUAAGGUUAUGUUCUCGACGGUCGCGCGUCGUCGUCGCUGACCUUCCUUAACAUUUCACGCAAAUCGUUAUCCGUUUCGCCGCGGAAUCAGAUAUCGUAGAGUCACGCCGAUGCGCACGAUCACGUCGCCGCCACGGCGUUACGCGGUGACGUGCGUGGAUUUCAGUUCAGCGCGAGAACGGCGAUAAUAACCUUGAAAACCGUCGCCGUGUUAACGCGUCUAAACGUAAACGUGGCUCGAGUCUAACGGAAACGUGGCGAGAGCCGCCGCGCAGAGAACAUACGCGUCCAGUGUAUGGAUUGUCGUAUCGGUGACACCAUCUCGGCUUUGACCCGCGCGACGGCAUGAGGAGGAAACUGGAGAAGGACGACGGCGGCGUGGAGGACGGCGUCCUGCUCGCCGAGCCGCACAACGUCCAGGAGCCCUCGGACCUGCGGGGCGACGAGAAGAACAUCGCGAUCCUCUUCUUCCUGUACCUGCUGCAGGGCAUCCCGCUGGGGCUCUGCGGCUCGAUCCCCAUGCUCCUGCAGAACAGGGGGGUCUCUUAUCGGCAACAGGCGGAAUUUAGUUUCGUGCAAUGGCCAUUCUCGUUGAAGCUCUUUUGGGCGCCCAUAGUAGACUCGAUUUUCUCGCAAAAGUUUGGAAGGAGAAAAACUUGGUUGAUCCCGACCCAGUACCUGAUGGGUAUGUUCAUGCUCCUUCUCUCCAAUUAUGUCGAUCAUUGGUUGGGUAAAGAGCACGAGAAGCCGAACAUCGAAAUGCUGACCGCACUGUUUUUCGCUUUGAACGUGCUCGCCGCGACACAGGAUAUCGUGGUAGACGGUUGGGCGCUCACGAUGCUUAAGAGGUGCAACGUCGGAUACGCGUCCACCUGCAACAGCGUCGGCCAGACAGCGGGUUACUUCGUCGGUUACGUCUUGUUCAUCUCCCUGGAAUCCGCCGAGUUUUGCAACAACUAUCUGAGAUCAACCCCCUCGGACGAGGGCAUCCUCACUCUACCUGGAUUCUUGUACUUCUGGGGCUGGACGUUCGUCGUCACGACGACAUUCAUAGCGUUGUUCAAGCACGAGGGCAAGGGGAGGGUGCCGAGAGGAGAGGAGCUUAACAUGGACAUCAAGCACGCGUACAAACUGCUCUGGGACAUCGUGAAACUGCCGGCGAUCAAGACGACGAUUAUAUUCCUCCUGACGGCAAAGAUCGGCUUUUCCGCGUGCGACGCGGUGACCGGCCUGAAACUGAUCGAGGCCGGCAUACCGAAGGAGAAGUUCGCGUUUAUGGCGGUGCCGAUGAUACCGCUGCAGAUCAUCUUGCCGUUGGUUAUCUCCAAGUACACCGCUGGACCGAGGCCUAUGGAUGUUUACAUGAAGGCUAUGCCUUACAGGCUGGCGUUCGGCAUCAUAGCCGCGUUCCUGGUAUGGGUCACGCCCCUCGUCGUGACUCACGGACACGUUCCAGCGUAUUACUUCGUUGUGUUGAUAGGUCUCUACUUCAUACAUCAGAUAUCCGCAAGCAGCAUGUUCGUGGCGUCGAUGGCCUUCUUCGCGAAAGUGAGCGACCCGGCGGUCGGCGGCACUUACAUGACGUUGCUCAAUACUCUGUGCAACCUUGGCGGAAAUUGGCCUGCGACGGCUGCGCUUUGGUUCGUUGACCCUCUGACAUUCAGACAAUGCAGCACCGAUCACGCGAACGACUGCAGCACAAUGACAGAGAGAGAGCUCUGCGCCAGCACCGACAACGGCACGUGCGUGAUGCAGCUUGACGGCUAUUACAUAGAGAGCCUUCUCUGCUUAAUCAUCGGUUUCUCGUGGCUCAGGUGGGGCCGUAGAAAAAUUAACGCGUUACAGGCCGAGCCGAUGUCCGCGUGGAAAAUCGUGCUCUCCCGUAACAACAGGUAACAUAUCAGCCGUUGUUACGAAUCUGUUGAUAUCCGGUACCUGUAAACCAUUAUUCUUCGACGAGUUGACGUGUAUGUGUGUGUGUGUGUGUGUAUCCCUGCCGUAUGCAUGGGAUGCAUCGUUUCCUGCACGUUUUAACUAAGUGUUCCAGUUCUACGAGUCGGGCACAGGGCGGAGCUGAAUCAAUGAACGAUUUAUUCGCCUUGGGAAGUACAAUAUGUUGUUGCAGAAUAUGUACAGUACAGAGAGAGAGAGAGAGAGAGAUCCCACGAGAAUGAUCGUGGUAUAACGCUAGAGAAUGUAAAAAAGAGAAAUGAAAAUACUGCGUAUCAUAUUAAUAUAAUUAAUUAAAUGAUGUGAAAGAAAUGUACGGAUCUUUGAUGGUUCUCAUUCUUAUUUCGUUCAGUUCGGAUACAAAAUUUUAGUAAUAUCGAAAUGGUUGAGAGUACAGUAUAUAUAUAUAUAUAUAUAUAUAUAUACACACGCAUACAUAUACAUAUAUUUAUUUAUUUGACAACCAUUUGAGGAUUGUAAAUUUUUCCCAGACACGAAAGAUGUCGAACGCGUUAUUUUUUUAUUUUUACAGAAAGUUAGAAAAUAUUAUUUAGGCGAAGCUUAAAUUUGCGAUCCAAUCAUCAUUCCACGAAGGUUAGUGUAUUAUCAUUGCAAGUUUAAUUAUAAUUUCACGAUAUUAUACUUUACGUUUCGUGGGAACUUUUAUAAAGAACCGAUCGGACACGUGCGACGCGUGUUCGCGGUUUAUAUCCUGUAUGUAUUUGAGAGUAUGUAUUUUGCGCAUAAAUCGAGAUAAAUAAUUAACAUAGAAUAUCAAUAAAAGUUUUUGAUAUAAA
Messenger RNA from Dinoponera quadriceps, 2980 nucleotides. Its product is annotated as acetyl-coenzyme A transporter 1. Lineage: Eukaryota; Metazoa; Arthropoda; Insecta; Hymenoptera; Formicidae. The transcript is spliced from 8 exons. The record is from RefSeq and is a predicted model, not a curated record. Gene Ontology annotation, molecular function: acetyl-CoA transmembrane transporter activity. Bases 579 to 2129 code for a protein of 516 amino acids. Gene Ontology annotation, cellular component: membrane.